CGCCAAGGCUGCCUUAUUCGAUGAUUUCAUUCGGUCAUAAAACACUAUUUGUCGCUAAUUGUAUUCGAUUUUGUUAAAAUUCAUUCGAUUUUGUAAAAAUUCAUUCGAUUAUGCGCUAAAUUCAUUCGAUUAUGCGCUAAGUUCAUUCGAUUAUGCGCUGAAUUCAUUCGAUUAUGCGAUGAAUUCAUUCGAUUAUGCGAUGAAUUCAUUCGAUUAUGCGAUGAAUUCAUUCGAUUAUGCGCUGUUUGCAUGUGAUAAAUUAUUCGAUGCGCUGAAUUCAUGCGCUAAAUUAUUCGAUGCGCUGUUUGCAUGCGCUAAAUUAUUCGAUGCGCUGUUUGCAUGCGCUAAAUUAUUCGAUGCGCUGUUUGCAUGCGCUAAAUUAUUCGAUGCGCUGAAUUCAUGCGCUAAAUUAUUCGAUGCGCUGUUUGCAUGCGAUAAAUUAUUCGAUGCGCUGAAUUCAUGCGCUAAAUUAUUCGAUGCGCUGUUUGCAUGCGAUAAAUUAUUCGAUAGUUUUGGCGCCUCAAUCAAAACUCAAGGAUUACAAAAUUAAUAUGGCUGACGAAAGAACACGAGCUAUAUUAAAGAAACUUGGAUUGAAACACCUUAUUUUGAAGUUUAGUGAAGAAAAUAUAACCGCUGAUUUGAUACCAAAGCUUUCUCUAAAGCAUUUCGAAAGCUUAGGUGUAACAGAUAAUGGAGUUAUAAUGAACUUGAGGGUAAAAUUUUGCAGCUUUGGUGGAAUUAAACCACAAAAGUUAAAGUGGGAAAAUGGAGGAGCUCCAAAAUUCCUAAUACCUGAAGAAGUCCUACAAAACCUACUCAAUGACGGCUGUCUUAUUUCGGAGAUCAGCAAUAUCUUAUGCGUUUCAGAAAGAACAAUUUAUAGAAGAAUGGAAGAGUAUGGGCUUAAAAAGCAUAACUUUACAGAAAUGUCUAAUGAAGAGUGUGAUUCAAUUCUGAGCACUGUGACUCAAGAGUUUCCUAAUUGUGGCGAAGUUAUGUUACGAGAACUGUUAAGGGAACGUGGGAUACGAAUUCAAAGGCAAGUGCUAAGAGAAAGUUUGCAGAGAAUUGAUAAAGAUGGUAUUCAGUUUAGAAGCAAAAGGAGGCUGCACCGUCGAAUCUAUAACGUGCAAGGGCCAAACCACUUGUGGCAUAUAGACACAAACCACAAAUUGGUGCGCUGGUAUUUUAUAACUACUGGGAUCGUUGAUGGGUUUAGCCGGUUACCUGUCGGUUUAUUUUGCACCGAUAACAAUAAAUCGGACACUAUUCUUCAAUGUUUUCAAUUCGCAGUCGGCGAAUAUGGUCUUCCAAGCAGAUUGAGGUGUGACAAAGGGAAGGAAAAUGUUCUCGUAGCAGAUUACAUGCUAGAAAAGCGUGGAACUGACAGGCGAAGUGUGAUAGCAGGUAAAAGUACACACAACCAAAGAGUGGAAAGACUUUGGAGAGACAUUUUUAGUGGAGUGUUGUCUUAUUUCUAUAACCUGUUUUACUUUAUGGAAGACAAAGGUAUUUUAGAUGCGACAAAUGGAUUGCAUUUGUCUGCAUUGCAUUAUAUAUAUAUGCCCCUAAUUGUUGCUAAGCUUGAAUGGUGGAGACAAGCAUGGUCUACUCACCGAUUGAGAACAGUCAACUCUUCUCCCAUCAGAUUGUGGGUUUCUGGACAGAUGACCAAUCCUGUGGGUAUUGCCCCUCAUGAGGUUGAUCAACUUUAUGGAGUAGAAGGCUAUUUAUCCACUGAAGAGGAAGAACCUGAGGGGAAUGAGAGACCAAUCUUUGUUUUUCAUCAGCAGAUAAGUCAAAAUUGUUUUCAAGAGCUUUCAGAAACUAUAACGGAUGAUUCUAAACAUGAGAACAGUGGAAUUAACAGCUAUUAAUGGCAGAUGCACAAAACAAAGAGAAUGGAGAAACUGAAUACAUAAGGAAAAGAUCUGUUGAGCAUUGUAUUUACAUCUACACUCAAUGAGUUUAUUUAUCAUUAUAAUUAGUUAUCAUUGCUUUCAGAUUGUGGAAGCCUUUCCUAUCAUGCUACACCUUUUCCGACCCAAUCCUAAUGCUACUUUCACUUUUAAAAAACUGGUCAACUUGCUUCAGCCAAAAUGGGCAGCUGAAGGGUCAAACGAACAUUACAGGCAGAAAAAGCUUUAUCCGUCAUUAAUGAAAUAUUUGAGGCAAGCACAUGGUGGAAAACGUUCGGGUGUUUCGCUUCCCGAUGUACUAAGGUUUGUCACUGGAAGUGAAGAAGAGCCUUUGUUAGGAUUUGCACUGGCCCCUUCGAUAAAAUUUGUUCCGGUGAUGGAAGAAGGUCGAUUUCUUCCGACAAGUAACACUUGCAUUAAUCAAUUGCAAUUACCAAUGGAAAGUAAUGCUAUUUCCCUUCCAGACGAAAACGCUCUGUUCGGUUUAUAUGACUUAGCCUUUUCUAGUCGAUUUUUUGGACAAAUUUAAAAGUCGUCGACAGUUUUAUUAUUUAUGCCUAUUAGGAACUUAACUCUUGUGAUUAAAUGCAAACAUUUAUGCUUUCUUUCGUUACCUUUUCACUGAUUCAAAACUUAUUUUAUAAUUGGUAGUUGUUUACUUGUAAACUUCGUUUUGUUUACGGUGUCCCUUUCCAAAGGGACACUUAAUUUUUGUUUUAUUCAGAGAGAAUAUUUUUUAUAUUUUAGCUCUUAUCGUUUGUAUUCAUUUUCUUAUAUUAUAGGAGAAUAAAUGUUCCGUAGUUUC
Messenger RNA from Hydractinia symbiolongicarpus, 2727 nucleotides. RefSeq lists its product as uncharacterized. Lineage: Eukaryota; Metazoa; Cnidaria; Hydrozoa; Anthoathecata; Hydractiniidae. Gene Ontology annotation, molecular function: nucleic acid binding. Gene Ontology annotation, biological process: DNA integration. The transcript has 2 exons. The record is from RefSeq and is a predicted model, not a curated record. The coding region runs from base 477 to 1880 and encodes 467 amino acids.